Messenger RNA from Aspergillus wentii DTO 134E9, 1459 nucleotides. RefSeq lists its product as uncharacterized. Lineage: Eukaryota; Fungi; Ascomycota; Eurotiomycetes; Eurotiales; Aspergillaceae. The coding region runs from base 26 to 1138 and encodes 370 amino acids. The record is from RefSeq and is a predicted model, not a curated record. The transcript is spliced from 2 exons.
CUUUAUCGCCAAUUCAACCACCAACAUGCCCAAAGAUCCUAUUUUCAAGGGUCUAGGAGACCCUUUGGGGGUGAUUCCCCUUGACUCUAUUCAGCCGGGGGAUGGACUGACCACCAAGAAAGUUGAUAUGACAACAUUAACCUCUUACAAUCUUCUUCCAAAACAGCAGAAAACAGUUCUCGUUCCUGGCUCCCCCAAUAUUUGGAGUCCCCCCCAAACACCAAGAAAAGUCAAACCAGACGCAGGCUUAUACCCAAUGGACCCUAAUCGACACGUAUUCCCACAAUGCCCACUCGAGCCACUCUUCCGCGCCAUCGCCCUCACACAGCCAGCGAUGCGUAUGGACGGGAUUGAUCUCGUGACAGAUCGACGCAAUCUCCGCCUGUUGCUGGGGUUUGUCAGUGGGAAGAAGAGCCCAUUCCGCAUCGACGUCGAGGUGGUUCACCACACUGUACUAUUUUCAUGCUGGACGCCAAGGGCAGUUACAUAUAUAGACCGUUCUGCGGCUGCGGGGUACGGGCACGAGUUUGAAAAGGCGUCGACACGACAGCCACGGGGCGUGAGGGCGAGUAUCAUGCAUAACCGGGUGAUUCGCUACGUGCUCGGUGGUGUGAGCAUCAUUCUGCGAUACGAAGUCGACGGCUGCACCGGUUCUGGCAAUGACAUCCAUCGGGGGAUGGCUGUAUCGCGGAGCGAAAAGACACCAACGGGGUAUACGGUAUGCAGGGCAGGAAAGAUGGUCGCUCCAUCGCGCAUUAUCGAAAUCAAAACCGGACGGGUCGGGAAGAACCUGGAUGUGUCGAAGAAUAUCGAACAGCUUUGGUUCUCGCAGACGCCGAUUCUCUGUGAGGGGCAUUAUGACGAGACCGGUAGGUUUACCAGUAUUAGCAAAAGCAAUGUCUUGAAGUUGGGAAGGUUGGAGAAAUGGGAGGACGGCCAUCAGGAGCAGCUUACGAAGCUGGCGACGCUGCUCAGAGUCAUUGUUGAGAUGGCGAAGACGGAGGGUUGGAAUAAAUUCGCGCUGGUUUCAUCAGAGGGCGCAUUGAAUAUCUUCAGCUUGAUAAAUCAGAAUGGUAAAGGUUUGCCUGUCGACCUGCAUUCUAUGUGGAGUAGCCAAGAUACUGGAAAGGAGGCCUGAAUAGUAUCUGAUCAGCCUUCUAGGCAGCACAGCAGAGUAUCGGAAAGGUGAUCCUAGCAUUCUGCAGUAGUAUCUACCAUUGCUUCACUGGUUAAUAACUAUCAAUAACUGAGUAUCAAGUGAAGUAAACGUAGCUUCCUGAUUAAGAGUGAAUCCUCAGGCUGACUUCCUCUUGUCUUCUUCCUUCCUUCUCCCGCUUUAUCUUCCUGCAACAACACUCAUCAGUGGCAUCUUAGCGCAGUCAAUAAUUUACUCUCUUCUCAGCAUACUAUAUAUAUAAUGAAUAUAUACAAUGGCUGAGAAUCCUCACACAUGAAACCC